CGAGCCGGUUCUGGUAGCGUGCAGAAACGCCGUAGUCUCGGUCGAGUUCUAGAGUGCACAAGAAGAAGCAGGUGACAGGUGCGAUCAUCAAGCGUGUUGGGAAUUGUUGCAAAAACGCGGUGUUCUAUUUUAAAUCUCAACUGCUCUCGUGUUGACGAGCGUGUAUGUGUUUCGGUACAUAUUCCCGCGUACAAGAGGCUAGUGAAACAGGAGAAAAUAUUUAAAUAAUUUUCACUUUCGCACAGGUUUUGGCGGGUUAGAGUGGCUAUGUGCGAGCAAGCAGUGGUCGUUUAGUGAGUUUCGAUUUUGGGAGAUUCUACUUGCGCAGCUCGCAUUUGUCAGCUACCUCUUAAAGCUGUUACGGUAGCAGCUGAUGCGAGGACGAAAUCCCCAUGGGUUUAGUCGGCGGUGAUGAGGGGCUCUUUUUGAGUGAAAUAUGAAAUAUUCGUGCUCAGUGAAGGUACCGAUGGUGACCGAGUUCAAAAGUGUUCUUGAUUUUAUUUUACAGUCCACCAAAUACGUCGUAUCAAGAAGAGUAAAUAUGAUUUUCAGGUCGUUUCUGGUGAUGCGUGAUUGAAGUGCUAUCUGCCCUAGACAACAGUCUGCCAGAAAGUGUGUGGGAAGAAAGCAGUCAGAAAACUCAAGUGUCCAAAAAAGCAGUGUAUUUGCGAUGUGGCAUCUCGCUUUCAGCUAAAGCAGAAAAAAAAAUUAAAAGUGUUUUAUAUACAGCUCUCGUGACGCACGCUUAGUCGUGAAAGGAGAGAUCACAUUGUUAUGAUAUUUGUUUGCGAAAUCAGUUACAACUAAAUCGACAAAAUGCCGCUAUAUUCGGAGUUGUAUCACAAUUUCAUCGGCAACGCGCCGGUGAUCCCAACACCGAUUAUUUCAUCGAUGCCGUCUAAUUCAUAUGUGCCGCCGAGCUACAUGGGUGUGUCCCGUUCUUUCGGGAAUCCGAUAACAGCCACCAGAACACCAUCUUUCACACGUGGAUACGUCCCGAAACUAACCCCAAUUACGGAAACACCCCGCAAUCGAGCAACGGCUCUAUCUCGUAUUAAUUCACCAAAAUAUAUCCGUUGUCAUGCUUCACCGACUUACCAAAAGCCGAGACGUGUCAUCAACACAGCCGAUAUAGACGUGUCUGCGAGUCGGUAUGCUAUCCGAGAUCUUACACCAAUACGUGAUCGAUAUCCUUCCUCAUCCCCAACCUCUUCAAUAUCCCCGGACCCACUUUCAUCAUCCAACAUAAGCAUUCGUGAGCAGGAACUCAUCGAACGGAAUGAGCAACGUAAGGCUCGUUCUGCUAUCAAUCGAAAUCGAGCAGUCGUGCGGCUUAAUACUAUCCGCGCUCGUAGCAAAUCUCGGGGCAGUCGUGGUAGCACCGAACGAAAGUCACCUCUUCGAGCUGAUUCGUCAGAUAAUGCCUACGAUGAUACUGCGUAUCAGGAUAAUCAACCUAAACCAACAUCCUGGAGGGAUCACUUUCGUGAUGAACUUCCACGUCAACCGAAGAAAGUCGAACCCAGUAAAAGUCCAGGAGAGCUGCUUCUUGAGAAACAUUUAAUCCGUGAAGAUGAGACAACUCCUUUGUUGAUCGAUGAAAUCGUUUAUAAAUCACCGGUUAUGAAGCGACGAGCAACUGUCAGACGGAAGAGUACUGCCAAGAUACCCAGUUUCCAUGAAAUCUGCUCCGACAUUAAUUCAGAUAAGCUGGACGACGAUCUUAAUGCCGGUGAACUGCGUCGUCGAGCUUCUCAGAUAAUUGAAGAUGAAAUUGCCCAAUUUCAACAACAACUUCAUGAUGCUAAUGGAAUUAUGGAUGAUCAGUUAGAGGAACGUCUCAAAUCAGCCUUAGAGCAGCAAAUUACCGACUCCGAUAUUCAAUUCCCAGAGAAGAAAAAACUCAAAAAGGUUCGACGAGUUCGAAGCAAACCCCUUCCGAAAAUCGAUGCUGAGAACAAUGUGGUAUAUGAUCAUCCGGAAUUAGGAAUCAAGAUUACUGCAGAUAGUCCGACAAUCGAAAGUAUACCUGCUCCUAUAAUUACGACUCAUGUGGAAGAUGUUGAAGAAUGUACCGUGUACAGACUUCCAAAAAAAAUCAAGAAAACAACAUCAGGAGAAUCUUCUCCCGAUAUCGACAGGUUAGCGAAGAAGACACAGAAAAAGACAGACAGCUUUCCGGUAGGGCAAAACAUCGUAGAGUUUCCUGACCAGAAUGUUGAUGUAUCUACUGUUGAACAGGUAGAGACGAAGAUUGGUGAUACAACGCUUGGCGAGUUAGCCAAACGUAGAAAAGCCCAGGAGUUGCAGAAAAAGAUAGAGACUCUGUCAAAACUCAGUGGUAAAAAAUUACUCAGUGAAACAGAACAAAAUAUUAUAUCCGUUUCCGUUGAACCUAAUACUACAGUUGAAGGAAAGAUUGAACAACUUGAGCCUCCUGAAGAAAAGAAAUUGAAACCACCUGGGAAGAAGAUUUCCGCUAUUACAAUAGAGCGCAAAAGAACUCAAGAUUUGGAGAAAAAAAUAGAAUCUAUCGCCAAACUUGGUGAAUCAUCGGAUAUAGCUAACAUUUGGGACCAAUGCGCUACAGCUACAGCAUCAGCCACAAAUGUGGUACAGAAGUUACCAACCAGAAUAAAUCAAAGGCAAAAAUCGGAAAAACCCGACACAUCUUUGAAAAUCAUGCCCUCAGAAGAACGUGCACUCAAUGAUUUGGAGAAGGCAAAUCUUGAAGAGCAAAUAUCAAAAGCCCAAGGAUUGCAGAAAAAAGCAACUGACAAAAAACUCGUAGAACAACUAGGAACAAAAAAAUCUGAAAGAAAUACUGAAGCUCUUUUUAAUACAGAAACGGUGAAGUCUCUCGAGAACGAAGAUAAAAUCCCGUUCGCAGACGCCAAGAAAAAUAAAAAUAAUAUAGUUUUGAAGGACAAUAAGAAGACUGAUAUAAAAAAUUCGGUUGAUAUUACACAAGAAUCAAUCAAGAAUAUUAUUGAAGAAAAUACAACAAUAUCAGAAGAAAAACCUCAAGAAAUGCUGAAAACAUUGACUAAGCCAAGUAUUAAAUCAACAAAAACGGUGAUUAAUUCAGAAGAUGCUGCCAAAAGUACUCCGAAGCCAGCUCUAAAUGGAGCUAUGAAAACUCCGCAACAGACAAAAUCAGAAAUUAUGAAACCGACUGCGUUGGAAAAUACGUCUGCAAAAUUCAAUGAAUCAAAAGAUUUAGAUUCAAAUAAUGUACAAACGCAAGAAAAACUUGUCACCACAAAACCAAAAUUAUCAGAAAAGCUUACGUCUUCUAAACAAAUAACUGUUGCCCCUAAAACAUUUACUGGAGAUCAAGCGGAAUCUCCGAAAUCUGUUGCUACAACAUCGAAAAUCGUUGAGCCUCUGAAAUCCAAACAGAAACAAGAGGAUCUUCCCAAACCAAUUCUGAAACCAUGCAAAAAACCUGAAAUCAUAUCACCUGCCCCCGUAGAGGAAGACUUUUGGGGAAAUAUUGGGACUAGAGAAACCAUAGCAUUUGCUCGAAGAAGACAAAACCUUGAACGUCGUAAUCAAUUAAUUCUUCUCAAAUUCAAUGAAGGAGAAGAAGACAAUGCAGGAGUACCCGAGGUAAUAGCUCCACCAACAAUUAAAACAAUGACUCCGCUUCAAGCACAGAAUAAUGAGAUUAAAAUGACGGAAGCAAAAGACGAAUGUGUCAGCAGCGCAGGGGUGCUAGGUGAAUUUGAGGCUGCCAAGGAAGCACCUCGUGACAUUGUUCGGAAAAAAGCUUUCGAAGUUUCGAGAGUGAAACUUGAAGAACCAACAAUAAAUUGUAAAGGGGAGAAUGUUUUGGAUAUCCUCUCAAAGCCAAAAAGUAAUAAUCUCAAGAUUGAAGUUACGAAGGACGAAGCCAAUGCAAAAGUGGUCGAAUUGGGGAAAGCAACUAUAUCAGUUGAAAAUUCGAAAACUACUUCAUCACAAAAAUUAGUCGUAGACGAGAAAACGGCUAAAAUUCUUCCUGCUAGUUCAACCGUUCAACCAAAUUUACCUAAUGAAGAAAACAUUGGAAAUCCGCACAUAUCACCUGAAGCUGUUUCCAAACUACAAAGAAUAAAAACAGAAAAUGAGACGAAUAGAAAGUCUCUACCGAACUUCGAAGAAAAACCUUUAAUAUCUAAGAUGGCUAAUACGAAAAAGUCUCUUGUAGUUGAAGUGGAACAACCUAAGACACCUAUUGGUAAGAUCGUUGGAGAAGAUGUACUCAAAACAUCAUGCCAACAAAACCAACAGUCUAAUGUGGAAUCUUUCAAAGAAUCUCAGAGUAUUCCUGAUCCUAUAAAGUUAAAAUCUUCCGAUGACUCUUUGCUAACGGUAAAACCAUCGGAAAAUUUAUCCAAACAACAAACACCAGAAACUCCAAUCAUCAAACAACUUCUUGCACCAUCUAUUUCCAACAGUACAGAUCCGGUGUCACAAUCGAGCACUAAUCUAACACCUAACCCAGUCACAGAGCAAACGGUUCCACCAGUGGCCCAGAAAAAACUUAUCAAUCCAAAACUAUCACCAAAGGAGAUGAUUAAAGCUGUAGCUCCGACCAUCGCUGCUGCAGCCGAAAAGAAACUAGCUCAAGCACAGAAAAGUGAGACGUCAGCUAUGAAACUGCAAAAGACUACCGACAAUCCGGAAACUCCGAAAAAGACUUUAAUCAAGCCGCAGGCGGCUGAUGAACCGACUUCGAUCAAAACAGACAAUGACGCAGAGGUAAAAAAUGCUGACAACAAAUCAUCAACUGCAGGCGGCGAGAAAAAGAUAAAGGUUGUGAAGAAAGUGAUAAGGGUUGUGAAACCGAAGGGAAGUGCACCAACGGCAUUGGAUGCUGCAGCCAAAGCCGAGGCUGACCGAUUGGAGGCGGAGCGUAGGAAACAGCAAGAAAAUCUAGAAAAAAUGAAAGCAAAAGUAAAUCAGAUCACGCUGAACAUGGGCGUUAAACUCGAGGUGGAAAUAAAAGAGUGUGCUAAGUGCCAACAGGCAGCGCUGUCAAACACACUUCCGGCAAAGAAACAACAACCGGCUUCGAGUAAUGAUAAGCCAGCACCGAGCGCGGUUGAAGCAGGGUUGACGAAGAAUAAAUUUGGCGUUGUUACAAAUCUAAGUGAUCUAUCAGCUGCGGGUAGAGGUAAUCGAUCAGUUGGCGAUCAAGUGUCGACGGGCGCGGAUCAACAGAAGAAACUCAAACAGCAACCCGGUAAGGCGCGAUACUCUUCCAGCAGUAGCGAAGUAGAUAAAGAUACUGCUUCAGAAACAUCCUUUUCCGGUGUCGAAGACGACUGGUCAUCGGACGAAGAGGAGGAAAUGGCAAAUGAUAAGCCAGAGAAGAAGAAGUUCGAUCCCCAAAAGCGGGUUAAGCUAAAUGUCGAGCAGAUGCGCAAAUGCUACUCCAAGGAGGAAAAAUCUCCGAUUGUGUUGGUGGCACGGCCGAGGCCUCUAUGGAAAGUGAAACGACACGGACAUCGGCACAACCGGAAGGCAGACCUCACCAGUAGCAGUGAAAGCGGGGACGAAUCGGAAUCAAACACGGAUCAAACCUCAUCGGAGACCGCUUCCACAGUGGACGCUUCCUCGGAUAUCAAUACCGAUAGUAGUGUGAAUAGUAGUCGCGGUGAUAAAAAGAAAAAACCCGCAAAAUCUAGUAGCAAAACCAGUGAUGUGGGUAGUGAUAUCUAUGAUAAUCCUAUGGUAAUUCCGUUGCACACGGAACCAGCCAGUUAUAAAAGUUCAGCCAAAGAUGAGAAUAACAAUGAACGAAAUCAGUCUGGAUCGCAGCCGAAUGAGGAUGACGACGAGAACAACAAAAACGCUGGAAAUCAUGAGAUUCGUAGCACCAGUACUAGUAGCCACGAUUCAGGUUUCUACGGCGGAGGAACAGCGCCAAUUAGCCCAAAAAAAGCUAUGGAAACAUCGUACACGUAUGCACAAUUUCAGAAAACGGGUAAGCUGACUGCUCCGGCCACGGUGAUACCACGUUUUAGGAAAUACAACGUUGAUGAUUUCCAUUUUUUGACUGUGUUAGGAAAAGGUAGUUUUGGAAAGGUAUUUUUAGCUGAGCUAAGGAAAACAGAGUACUAUUAUGCGGUGAAAUGUUUAAAGAAAGAUGUCGUGCUGGAGGAUGAUGACGUCGACUGUACUUUGAUUGAGCGGAAAGUGUUGGCACUGGGCACUAAACAUCCGUUUUUGUGCCACCUGUUUUGUACGUUUCAAACAGAUAGCCAUUUAUUUUUCGUUAUGGAGUACCUGAAUGGAGGUGACUUGAUGUUCCACAUACAGCAGAGCGGCCGUUUCAACGAAGCGCGUGCGCGAUUCUAUGCUGCCGAAAUCGUAUCCGGACUGAAGUUUCUCCACCGGAAGGGUAUUGUCUAUCGUGAUUUGAAACUGGAUAAUGUCCUGCUUGAUUACGAUGGUCACGUUAGAAUAGCUGAUUUUGGCAUGUGUAAGCUGGAAAUCUAUUUGGACCGGCUGGCUGACAGUUUUUGUGGCACACCGGAUUAUAUGGCGCCUGAAAUAAUUAAAGGUCAAAAGUACAAUCAAGCAGUUGAUUGGUGGUCGUUCGGUGUGCUGGUGUAUGAAAUGUUGGUAGGACAGUCACCCUUCAGUGGCUGCGACGAAGAUGAACUGUUCUGGUCAAUCUGCAACGAAAUUCCAUGGUUCCCUCACUUUCUGUCGAAGGAAGCACUGAAGCUCUUAAAGUCCCUUCUCGAGAAAGAUGCAACCAUAAGAUUAGGAUGCCUAAAUACGAUGGAAGAGGACAGUGAUGUUAAAUAUCACUCAUUUUUCGAGAGCAUUGACUGGCAAAAGCUGGAAAGAAGGCAACUAGAACCGCCGUUCAAGCCGCAAGUGCGACAUCCUCUGGACACGCAGUAUUUCGACAAGCAGUUCACACGUGAAAGGGCGCGUUUGACACCCAUCGACCGCAACAUCCUUGCCUCGAUGAAUCAGGCCCAGUUCGAGGGAUUCACCUACACCAAUCCGAACAAUACGCUAACGAAAUUGCGAGAAAAACAACGUAAGAAACAAAAGAAAAUGUAUUUUUGUCCUCAAUGUGGUGAUAUUAAAGUAACGUAUAAUAUAUUUUAAUAUAAAAAGAAAACAAAUGAAAUUUACAGAGAGCUUGCAAUUAAUUAUAUGAGUUUUUUACCGAUAUUUUUGAGGCUGCUUUGAGGAAAACUACGAAGUGGAAGUUGUUAGAAAUGAUCAAAAGUUGUUAAGUUUUGCAUUUUGAUUAAAAUUCGAGAGUGAGUAUUUUUGUACAAAUCUGGAAAAGAAUGUAACCCGUAACGUUGACUUUUCUAUUCUACCACAUUGUCGAAAGCUGCGUAAACUAAUGUUGUGACUGAUUCAACAAUUAAUGUUGUCCUAAAUAAUUUCCUUCAUGCCCAUACCCAAAGAGUCUCGUGUAACAAAUCAACAAACCUAGCACUGUCACUACUCUUAUUCAAUGAUCCAGACAUAACAACCCAAAAAACAAUAACACUAAUGAACAAUACUUUUGGCAUUUUUUGAACUUCCUCUGCACAUGGCAAACACAAAACAGGCAAAUUGCAGACACCUACCACCCAAUACGCUGUCGCUUACAAAGAUCCCACAGAAGAGACUACGAUUAGACCUACAAGCUAAAGAUUGCUAACCCUGUUAAGGAUGUUUUCUUGAACUUUAAGCUAAUUUAUUAAAAAACAAAACGAUUCUUGAGUUCGAGAUGCGACAGUCAAAAGAACCGAUUUUCUGUAUUGUUAGAGGAACUACACCAGCUUUUUUGUAGAAAUGUAUUUUAUUGGAAACAAUUGGACUCUUCAAUUUUGCAUAUAUUUUUACCUCGCGUACUGUAAAGAGAAAAACGAUGGAUUUUGUACAGCAACCAGAACGGAAGGUUAUAAUUUGUAAAACAUUUUACGCAGCUAGUAUAACGAAACCGAUUGUAUACUCUAGAAAUUAUGGAAAAAGAAAAAAAAUCAAUAAAAUGUUAAAUAU
Messenger RNA from Malaya genurostris, 8007 nucleotides. RefSeq names its product putative protein kinase C delta type homolog. The record is from RefSeq and is a predicted model, not a curated record. The transcript has 9 exons. Lineage: Eukaryota; Metazoa; Arthropoda; Insecta; Diptera; Culicidae. Gene Ontology annotation, molecular function: protein serine/threonine kinase activity; ATP binding. Gene Ontology annotation, biological process: intracellular signal transduction; peptidyl-serine phosphorylation. The coding region runs from base 817 to 7116 and encodes 2099 amino acids.